UACCCGGAAACGAGUGCCUGUGUUAAGCUGUCAUGUAGUUCAAGGAUUUCCCGGAGUUUUUCACCGAGUAAAGCUAAAUAUUUUGCAUAAUUUUAGUUUAAAUGAGUGACUCGAUAUGUAUAGCGGGCUGUUACCCAAAGAUUUAACGGAAGACGACCUCAGUCCAGAGGAGGAGGAGAAGGAUGAACCAGAAAAUUAUGUUGUCGAGAAUCUUUCUGCUGGAAAUGUAAGCCAUGGUGCUGAAAACUCAGGCUUUCCGGAUGAUUGUGAAUCCACUCAGACUGGGAACGAUGUCGACGAUGAUUCCAGGACAUGCAGCAUGCCUGGAAUAUCCGAGGAAAUGUGGCAGAAAUUUCAGGAGCUCCGGAAAAAGAAAGAUGAAAUUAAGACAACAAAGAUCCAUGAAAGAAGAAAAAGAAGACGCAAAAAAGAAAGAAAAUGCGAGGAACCUACAGAGGACAGGGAGCGACAGGACGGCCGGGAGAAGCACUGGAAGGAGCUGAAGCAGUAUUUUGGUGUGAACGAUCGAUUUCAACCCCCUGCCUGCUCCAAGCCGCCUCCGAAGUCCGGCCUGGAAAAGAGCAUGGAGGAGGCCGUCGCUGAAGGGGACAUUGCAAAGGCGGAGGAGAUGAGCGACAGACUCGCCAGUCGAGAGGUCUUUCCCACAUCGGAGAGGCUUGAUUCAUUAUGACGGUGCGUCUCUGGAGGGAAAUCUCAAAGGGUCUGACGGUCUUUCCCACAUCGGAGAGGCUUGAUUCAUUAGGACAGCGGGUCUCUGGAGGGAAAUCUCAAGGGGUCUUCUAAUGGUGCGAGUGACUGAAAAACACUCGGCAAGGAAAAACCUGAAGAAAGACAACACUUCCUUUUUUUCCUCCCUCUUUCAUUAAAAACAAAUGAGCUCUCCCUGUCAACAAAGUACCAUAAGCGCUCCACCAGCGCCACCAGCAGCAUCAGCAGCAGCCUGGGGAAUUCCCAUUAAAGGCGUUUGAGGCCGAAUCGGCGUACAAAUAGAUGCCGUGCUCCUGGGAAAUCACGGCAACAAGCAGAUACAUGUUAAAACUCGGGAGAGGCUUCCCCAAAAUCCAGAUGUGACUGUGGUUCGCCGGCCGCCCCGGCCAGUAAUGAACCAAUUAGACAGACAAUUAUGAACACCUGUGAUGCUGAUUGGCACGGCGCGGCCGCGUCUCCUUCCGCAGCGCUAAAGACGCACCGAAUGUUGCUAAAGUUAACCUUUAACAAGGCCUGUAAUGAUGACGAGGGGCCAAACACACACACACACACACACACACACACACACACACACAGGAGGUUCGCAUUAGGAAGAGCAGCUCAUCCCACUCAGCUGCUUAUUGCGUCAUGUAUUAUUGAAGGCAGCUCUUGUAUAAACACAACUCCAAUAAAUUGGGGUCUCAGUUUUUUGGAUUCAUUAAGGUUAAUGCAGUUUUAAUUAGUGCUUGAUUUGAAGCCUAUUAGAGGCAAUUUAUAAGUCCUUCUUGUGGACCUGAGAAAUGACGUUGCGUGGGAUUAAUAUGAUAAAAGGCACAAGUUGGAGCUGCGGUCCCUGCUGGGUUGAAGGGAUUCCUCUCGUUUCGCUGUAACGGCUUGUUUAUUUGCACAACUGCUUUCAGGCACAUUAAAACAAUCUAAUGAAUGAGCAGCUUUGGCUUCAGGGAUUGCUUCAUCCACUGCUUGGACAAAUGAAACUGAAGUGAUUAGUGCUGAUUAGAAGAAUGCAGAAGAAAUGGAUUGAAACAGACAACGAGAUGUCCUUUAACCUUUCAGAGCAACUUUACUCUCCAGGCGCUCAGGUCAGUUUUUCUUACAUUUAAAUCUGAGGUGUUUAACUUCUAUUAAAAAAAAAUGUUCUUUACAUAUUUGUUAAAAGUGUUAUUAUGUUGUGACAGCAAAAUAUGAGACAAAUUAUCAGUGAAAAGAUUGAUUUCCUCCACCUUCUCCCCACAAAAACAAACAAUCAGAGCCAGUAGGACGGU
This is a messenger RNA of Xiphophorus maculatus (southern platyfish), 1991 nucleotides long. It is a transcript of the gene fam204a, whose product is annotated as family with sequence similarity 204 member A. The coding region runs from base 116 to 691 and encodes 191 amino acids. NCBI's taxonomy places the organism in Eukaryota, Metazoa, Chordata, Actinopteri, Cyprinodontiformes, Poeciliidae. The record is from RefSeq and is a predicted model, not a curated record. The transcript has 7 exons.